AUGGAGAGAGCCGUUUUUCUUCGUUCUCUUUCCACUACAACCGCACUCUCUUGUUCUCGAUUCUUUUCUCGCUCUUCUCACCGACUUGCUUCCAUCUCUUCCAAACGGCACCGUUUACUGUCCAACCUCCAAAGACGCUCUCUUUUUCGCAACCAUGUGAGACUCAUCUCCACCGCAUCGCCGCCUUCAAUCUACCUGAAAGGACACUUCUGCGCUCUAUCCACUCGAGCUAUUGCCACCUCUUCGCCACAAUCCUCUCCCGAUUUUCUUGGGGCUCAUGAUGAUGUUGCCGAGAAGUUUGGGUUCGACAAAGUUUCGGAGCAGUUCAUUGAGGAGUGUAAAUCGAGAGCUGUUUUGUAUAAGCAUAAAAAGACCGGUGCCGAAGUCAUGUCGGUAUCGAAUGAGGACGAAAACAAAGUCUUUGGCAUUGUUCUUCGAACUCCUCCGAAAGAUUCCACUGGAAUUCCUCACAUAUUGGAACACAGCGUUUUGUGUGGUUCGAGAAAGUAUCCACUGAAAGAACCAUUUGUUGAACUAUUGAAAGGGAGCUUGCACACCUUUUUAAAUGCAUUCACAUAUCCUGAUAGGACUUGCUAUCCUGUUGCUUCCACAAAUAUGAAGGAUUUCUAUAACUUGGUCGAUGUGUACUUGGAUGCCGUCUUCUUCCCUAAAUGCGUGGAGGACUUCCAGACUUUUCAACAAGAGGGGUGGCAUUAUGAACUGAAUGACCCUUCAGAGGAUAUAACUUAUAAAGGUGUUGUUUUCAAUGAGAUGAAAGGUGUUUACUCCCAGCCUGAUAACAUAUUAGGUCGAACCUCUCAACAGGCUCUUUUUCCAGACAAUACUUAUGGUGUUGAUAGUGGAGGUGAUCCACAAGUUAUUCCCAAGCUCACUUUUGAGGAAUUCAAGGAGUUCCACCGUAAAUAUUACCAUCCCAGUAAUGCCAGGAUAUGGUUUUAUGGAGAUGAUGAUCCAAAUGAGCGCCUGCGCAUCUUGAGUGAAUAUCUAGAUAUGUUUGAUGCAAGCUCAGCUCCCAAUGAAUCAAGAGUUGAACACCAGAAACUAUUUUCUGAACCAGUCAAGAUUGUUGAGAAAUAUCCUGCUGCUGAAGGUGGUGACUUGAAAAAGAAGCACAUGGUGUGCCUCAAUUGGUUGCUAUCUGAUAAGCCACUAGACUUGGAAACUGAGCUUGCUUUGGGGUUUUUGGAUCAUUUAAUGUUGGGAACUCCUGCUUCUCCCUUGAGGAAAAUCCUGCUGGAAAGUGGUUUGGGAGAUGCCAUUGUUGGGGGCGGGAUUGAGGAUGAGCUCCUUCAGCCCCAGUUUAGCAUUGGUUUGAAGAAUGUUUCUGAAGAAAACAUUCAAAAGGUAGAAGAAUUAGUCAUGAAUACACUGAAAAAGUUGGCAGAGGAAGGUUUUGAUUCAAAUGCUGUAGAGGCAUCAAUGAAUACCAUUGAGUUCUCUCUCCGAGAAAACAAUACUGGGUCAUUCCCUCGUGGUUUAGCCCUGAUGCUUCGCUCCAUCGGGAAAUGGGUAUAUGAUAUGGAUCCAUUUGAACCAUUGAAAUAUCAAAGACCACUGAUGACUCUGAAAGCCAGAAUAGCGGAGGAAGGCUCCAAAGCUGUUUUUGCUCCUUUAAUAGAGAACUUCAUCCUCAAUAAUCCUCACCGUGUAACCAUUGAAAUGCAGCCUGAUCCAGAGAAGGCUACUACUGAUGAAGCUGUUGAGAGAGAAGUUCUGGAUAAAGUUAAAGCAAGUAUGACUGAAGAAGAUCUUGCUGAGCUGGCACGUGCUACUCAUGAGUUAAAGUUGAAACAGGAAACUCCUGACCCACCAGAAGCCCUAAAAAGUGUUCCAAGCCUCUCUCUGCAAGACAUUCCUAAAAAACCUAUAUAUGUUCCCAUUGAGGUUGGUGAUAUCAAUGGGAUAAAGGUUUUGCGGCAUGACCUCUUCACAAAUGAUGUUCUGUAUUCUGAAGUUGUGUUUGAUAUGAGUUCAUUGAAGCAAGAACUUCUUCCUUUGGUACCACUCUUUUGCCAAUCAUUGCUGGAGAUGGGUACAAAAGAUAUGGAUUUUGUACAACUCAAUCAGUUGAUUGGAAGGAAAACUGGAGGAAUUUCAGUAUAUCCGUCCACUUCUUCAGUGCGUGGCAAGGAGCAUCCAUCCAGCCAUCUAAUUGUUCGAGGCAAAGCGAUGUCUGACCGUGCUGAAGAUCUAUUUAACCUGGGCUUGUCAAGUGUGGUAUUUCAUGUGGGGGUCAACUGCAUCCUUCAAGAAGUCCAAUUUACUGACCAAAAGCGUUUUAAACAGUUCGUUUCUCAAAGCAAAGCAAGAAUGGAGAACCGAAUCAGAGGAAGUGGUCAUGGCAUUGCAGCUGCGAGGAUGGAUGCAAAGUUAAACACUGCAGGGUGGAUCUCUGAACAAAUGGGUGGUGUAAGUUACCUGGAAUUUCUACGAGCACUUGAAGAAAAAGUAGAUCAGAACUGGGAUGAAAUCUCUGCCUCCCUAGAGAAUAUCCGACAAUCUUUAAUUUCAAGGAAAGGUUGCCUAAUAAAUCUAACUGCAGAUGGAAAAAACCUUACAAACUCAGAAAAAUAUGUUGGCAAAUUUCUGGAUUUGCUUCCAAGCACUUCCACGGUUGAAUCAUCUAGUUGGACUGCUCGGCUUCCUCCAAUAAAUGAAGCUAUUGUUAUACCUACUCAGGUAAAUUAUGUUGGGAAAGCAGCUAACAUAUAUGAGACUGGUUACCAGCUUAGAGGGAGUGCAUAUGUUAUUUCUAAAUACAUUAGUAAUACAUGGUUGUGGGAUCGGGUACGAGUUAGUGGUGGGGCUUAUGGAGGCUUCUGUGAUUUUGAUACUCACUCAGGAGUAUUCUCAUUCUUAUCAUAUCGUGAUCCCAAUUUAUUGAAAACACUUGGUGUAUAUGACGGAACUGGUGGAUUCCUCCGAGAAUUGGAAAUGGAUGAUGAUACUCUUACAAAAGCAAUUAUAGGGACUAUCGGAGAUGUAGAUGCAUACCAGCUACCUGAUGCCAAAGGAUAUAGUAGGUUAGUUGGCAUUCUUCAUUGA
Molecule: messenger RNA, 3066 nt
Organism: Ilex paraguariensis (yerba mate)
Lineage: Eukaryota; Viridiplantae; Streptophyta; Magnoliopsida; Aquifoliales; Aquifoliaceae
Source: the annotation of a GenBank genome assembly